Cryptotermes secundus is the source of this 2385-nucleotide messenger RNA. RefSeq names its product activating transcription factor of chaperone (gene crc). Gene Ontology annotation, cellular component: nucleus. The coding region runs from base 295 to 1617 and encodes 440 amino acids. NCBI's taxonomy places the organism in Eukaryota, Metazoa, Arthropoda, Insecta, Blattodea, Kalotermitidae. Gene Ontology annotation, biological process: regulation of transcription by RNA polymerase II. The transcript is spliced from 3 exons. The record is from RefSeq and is a predicted model, not a curated record. Gene Ontology annotation, molecular function: DNA-binding transcription activator activity, RNA polymerase II-specific; RNA polymerase II transcription regulatory region sequence-specific DNA binding.
UCAAUGCAUCACUCUAGCUCCAUGACACAAAGAAGGAAGAAGUACAAUAUAUCAACUCGGCUAAAAUCUGGGUGAAAAUGGGGUUCUAGUUGUUUGAACCAGCUGCACACACCACGUGUGCCAACUCAACGAUAUAUAUCAUGGAGGCCAACAUGGCGCUUUUAACUAUUCCUUUCGUCGCAUCGUCGACAGAAGACCAAUCAUCGAAAUCCAACAAUCGUGACACCAUCUUUGAGGCAGAAGCCACAAUAUUUAGUUUGUUAUUUAAGCACUGCAGCAACGUGAUCAACAGCUAUGGCCGAUACACAGAGCUGCUGGCAGUGGAAGGUGGAGCCCGUUUCCCCUUCGGGCUUCCCCGACCUCGAUUCUGAGGUGGCACAUGCAUGGGGACUAUUUGAUGAAGAUGUGCAACAACAGAAUAAACCAAAUGACAUCACAACACACAAGCAGGAGAGACUGGAUCAGCCAACAAGAGCUGAAUUAGCAUCAAAAUUACUGCAAGACCUGGAUGAAUGGAUUAAGGAAGAGCCUUUCUCUGAUUGGCUGGAGGAGAAGAUCGACCUACCAAUAUUUGAAGAACUCCCAAGCUUUGAGUCUCGCAGCUAUGGCCACAGUCUCCGGGGUGGAGUGGAUGUUUCUUCUAAGUCUUUACCGACUGCAACAGUGCUUUCUUUUACAAGCAUUCCAUCUACGAUCCAUGCACCAGCAGAGGUUAAGACAGUACAAACACCACAGAUAGUGGUGCCUCAGGAUACCCAGUCUCUGCUUCGCGAGUUUGAGACAGUGUUCGAUGAAGUUGAGCUGACUCAUGGCACCCUCACACCACCCCAGAGUCCCCCAGUUCCCAUCUACACUAAUGUUAUUCCUGAAGAUCCUAAAGGAGGAGAAUUGAUAACACUCCAGCAAAUGGUUCCCAUUCAACCAUUUCAACCAAUUCCAUCAGCAUUGUCCACAUUGAAGAUGCCCCUUACUCCCUUGGUGCCUGUAAUACAUUGCACUGAACAGAAAGAAACACUCUUGUCCCUGGAGCAAAUAGCUCCUGAAACGCCAUCACCAGAUCUGGUUCAGGAACUAGCAGCAGUUGAUGAACUUGUACGCACCCGCGUUGAGGACCUUGUAGACAUCGGCAGCGGUCUGUGUAUACCAGAUCCAUGGGAAUCGUGCAGUAGUGGAAAUGUUUCCAGUUCGAGCCCGGGGGGCGAGUCAGAAGGAGAAACAUUGACGGAGGCACCCCCCAGUCCCUGUACCAGCAGCUCCAGUGGCAGCAGCUGUGACGUUGCAGAGGAGACGUGCGAUGAUCCUGAAUGGAUUCCAACAUCAGUCCAGCUGCCUGCGCCAGAUCGCUUAAAGAAUGGACGUAAACGGGGUGGUACCAAACCUUAUUCCCGCCCUGGAAUCGAAGAGAAACGUUUGCGCAAGAAGGAGCAAAACAAGAACGCUGCGACACGUUACAGGCAGAAGAAGAAAGCAGAGAUCGAAGAGAUUCUAAGCGAAGAGAAAGACCUGGAGGAUACGAAUGCCGAACUACAGCUUAAAGUCAGUGACUUGUCGAGGGAGAUUAAGUACCUGAAAGGGCUCAUGCGAGAUCUGUUGAAAGCUAAAGGGCUGAUAAAGUGAUGUGCUGAUCAACAUUGGGAAAUUGACACUUCAGUUUUGUAUAGCAAUCCAAUAGACUCAGUAGGAGAAGCUCUUUAGUAAAACAUUCAUCCAGAACUUUACUGGCUUGUAAGCGAAUUAACAUCAUCAUUUGGUCAUUAGUAAUUUAAUUAAUAGUGAAAGUACUUAAAUAUAACUAAGAACAUUAGUUUAUGCUUUGUGUCGUUUCUGUUUAUGUGUUGUAGAAAUUUAUUUGGAUAUACUGUCUACUCAUCUUUCAUAACAGUCUUCAUGGUGUCACAUCUGCUGCACUAGUUACACAGAGAUGUAGGUUAUUGCUCUGCAGUAGGACAUUACUUGACAUCUUAAUGACGCGCUCGUAAGGUGCAGAUGGUGUGAUGUCAGAUUGUAAUGCUGCAGAGACCCUACUCUAUGUGUUAAAUGGAUACCCCACAUGUAAUUGGCUGUAGCUCUUUCACUGCCUAAAUUAUUUCAUGGCUUAACAGGAAAUUGAGAGGCAGAAAGUAAUGAGAUUUUGAAAGUAUUUAUAAUUUUAAAACAUGAAUGUUUCACCAGUUUGAUUGACAAAUUUUUAAAUUCACCCAUUUACAACAUUACCCUCAGAAUAUUUGCUAUUAUAUUUGUUCUGCAUCAUUACAUAUAUGAUGCUCUUUUCAUUUCUAUUCUUUAUAUUUUUAAUACACAGAACAGUGUGUAGUACACGGUGUAUAUGUAUUAUGUUGAACAAUUAUAUAAUAAAUGGAGAACUAGGUUGGCGGAAGAUCUGUU